AUCCUCCUCAUGCACAGGGGGGGGAAGUCCCAGAUCAGACAGAGAGUGAGUUCAUAGCCAAAUAAGCUUCCAUGCUGAAAUGCAGGCCUGUCUCACUGUCAUCUUCAAACCAAGGAUUCUCCCACCGCGUCUUCAUCUCGCCAGUGUGAAAGUUAUCAGGGCUGAUGGCUGAUGGGUGCCGUGUGGAUCAGUACUGGGAUGGCUUAAUCAAAAUAUGUAUGCCCUGUCAAGUGGAAUGCAGGCGAAAGAGAAAUGUCAACCCCAAAUGCAACAAUUGGUGUAAGUUUGCAAAUUGUAAGGCACAGUCUGGCCACUUCUACGAUGAUCUGCUGAAGGACUGCAUGAGGUGCACUGCGGUUUGUGGCCAACAUCCAGUAGAAUGCUCCAAGCACUGCCAGAGGACGCCUAUUACUGUGACCACUAAAAAGCUCCUGGUUGAAGUUACAUCACCCAUGCCAUAUUCCCGAGGGCUGUCAGUGCCAACGGCCCUAGGAGACUCCACUAUCGUGCUGUACCCUCUGCUGGCCCUGUGCAUGCUGCUGCUGUUUUCUAGCUUGUUUCUAGCCUUGGUUGUCUUUCUGAGAGGAACCAGGACCAAAACCUCUAAGUUAGGACCCAAGGAGGUUAACCACAACCAGGAGUGUGUUGUUCAGCUCGGCCAGGAGGUUGGCCAGCCAGGUUGCCAGCUGGGGCAGAGCUCCAAAGAUGUUGCAACAAAUUCAAGCCGCCCCACCGACCGCGAACCAUCGGAUGACUCCAGUCCUACUGAGACUUGCGUGUGUGUCCACUGUUUCCCUGAUCUGAAAGCACUAGGCCAGGGCAAUGACAAGCCAGUGAGGGAACCUUUCCCAUUCUACCCACAGGCUGUCCCCCAUAGAGCCCAGAUCCAAAAGAACGGAUAUCUCUGGAAUGGGGAGGACUUGUACACUUCUGUACGGGAGGGGCCGGAGGAAGCUGCAGUAGGAUGAGGGUCACUUGCUCCUCAGGCCAUAGGAGGAAAUUGUUAUUCAACUGGAUUUUACAGUCACAGCAAAGUUCAAGUGUGUGGACUGUGAAAUUAAGAAAAGGCGUUCCUGUAUGCGUUAAAGUGUUAAAGGGAUGCAAGCACAUCUACCAGCCCUACCUGCACAUAUUUUACACUCUUCAGGUGUUUUGUUUUUGUGGUUUUAAGUACAAAAAAAAGAACAUCUAGUUUUAUAUCCCCUUUCUUUCGAUUCUCUCUAAAGUUCUACCAAGAACAUUGUGUUCUGUUAUUGUAUUAUGCGUUUUGUAAUGAGCCUCUCUUUCUGAUUUGCUGAUUAAGUUACAAAUGGCCAGAACAACCACAAGUAACAGAUUGUGGACUAACUGGUGUGUCAAGGCUGUGUUGGGGGCAUGCAUAAGGGCAGUGACUGUAUAGUUGUGAUAUCACAACCUUUCAGAACUUUCUGUAAGGUCGAUGGGUAUUUCCCAAUGAAUGGAACGACGUUUUGAUACUGCCACAGUACUUAUAUCGCACAUAGACCUGCUUUUUAACAAAAAACUAAAAAUUGGAAAUGUUAUUUUCUAUUGCAUGGGACCUUUAAAAACACAAAAGCAAAUAAGUGUAAGACAUAUUUCCAUCCGAAAUAUUUUAAAGCUGCUUUGCAGUUGAUUCAUAUUAAGACGUUUUACUCCGUGAUGAAGACAUGCUGAUGAAACAUGAAAGUUCGAAUCACAUGGCAGUAAAUGAUUAUCACUGUUGAUGUGGCAAUUAGUUGACUCAUUUUUUUAUACCGCCAAAGAGUCACCUAAGUCCAAAAUGUUGAAGUUCUACUGCCCCCUCCGUUGGGUCUUCAUGUUUAUAACCACCAAAUGUAAAUGGAGGAGUUGAGGCAUGCGUGUAUAAAAUGCAUAUGUGCAAAUAUUGGCACAAAUAUGUGCAAUGUAUGUAUGAUAAUUGUGUGCACAGUAUUAUGGGUGAUGUUUUAUAUGAUGAUUCAUAAUUCUGUACUUGCUUUGGCUUUAAUAAGGAAAAAUAAAGACUUAACAGCAAAAAUUUCAAGAGGGAA
Molecule: messenger RNA, 2030 nt
Organism: Larimichthys crocea (large yellow croaker)
Lineage: Eukaryota; Metazoa; Chordata; Actinopteri; Sciaenidae
Gene: tnfrsf13b
Product: TNF receptor superfamily member 13B
Exons: 5
Coding region: 165-968 (267 amino acids)
Biological process (GO): hematopoietic progenitor cell differentiation; B cell homeostasis; negative regulation of B cell proliferation
Cellular component (GO): plasma membrane
Source: RefSeq, a predicted model, not a curated record